Messenger RNA from Paralichthys olivaceus (Japanese flounder), 2486 nucleotides. RefSeq names its product SET domain containing 7, histone lysine methyltransferase (gene setd7). The record is from RefSeq and is a predicted model, not a curated record. NCBI's taxonomy places the organism in Eukaryota, Metazoa, Chordata, Actinopteri, Pleuronectiformes, Paralichthyidae. Gene Ontology annotation, biological process: regulation of DNA-templated transcription; heterochromatin organization; peptidyl-lysine monomethylation. Gene Ontology annotation, molecular function: chromatin binding; protein binding; histone H3K4 monomethyltransferase activity. Gene Ontology annotation, cellular component: nucleus; chromosome.
AGUGUUCGAUAUCUUCUUGUUUUCUCCACGCAGAACUUCCCCUCGCAGAACUUCUGUCACGUUGUCACGUCACUUUUAGUGGAAAUCUAAUCGAGCCGAGUUAAAACAGGAAAGGAAUAAUCAGAAUGCAACAUAUGUGUCAGCUUUACAGUGAAGGACGCUCGGGUGUGUGCAGUGACUCAGUCGGGGCUGGUGAGCUCAUCCCGCAGCAUGGACAGCGAUGAGGAAAAUCUAGAGGAGCUGGUGGAAGCUGCUCGUGUCAGUUCUCCGUAAAUCUCCACGCGUCAGUCGUACUGCAGGCCCGCGCCAGGGACUUUAUUUCAGUAGUGAACCCGCUUGACGGGCGGCAGAGUGCGGCCCGGGUCAUGUGUGUGUCCCGCUGCCUGCAUGAGAGGUGGAUGUCCAUUGGAUGACGAUGGUCAGCCCCAUGGUUUCUGCACUUUGACCUAUUCAUCCAGUGAUCGUUUUGAGGGACACUUCACCCAUGGAGAGAAGAAUGGCAUGGGCAAGUUCUUCUUCUUUGAUGGAAGUACCCUGGAGGGUUUCUAUGUAGAUGAUGCUCUUCAGGGCCACGGCGUGUACACGUAUGAAGAUGGCGGUGUUCUCAAUGGAACAUAUGUGGAUGGCGAGCUCAAUGGGCUUGCUCAGGAGUUUGAUGGAGAGGGCUGUCUGGUUUUCAAGGGCCAGUACAAAGACAACAACCGCUGUGGGGAGUGCUGGGUCUACUACCCUGAUGGGGGCUGUGUGGUUGGGAAGGUGAAUGAGGAGGGGGAGAUGACCGGUGAAUCUGUAGCAUACAUCUACCCAGACGGACACACAGCUCUCUAUGGAAGCUUUGUGGACAGCGAGCUCAUUGAGGCUCGCCUUGCCAGCCUGAUCUCCAGUGAAAGUGGAAAGCCAUGCUUUGAAGUUCCACCAAACAGUCCUGUGUACUCGUAUGACAGGUCCACAUCCACCUGUAUUGCCACUCACACUUUGCUUCCUGACCCAUAUGAAAGCAAAAGGGUGUUUGUGGCAGACUCCAUGAUUAAAGGAGCAGGACAGGGCUUGUUUGCCAAGACAGAUGCUGAAACGGACACUGUGAUGGCUUUUUAUAACGGAGUACGCAUCACACACUCUGAGGUCGACAGCAGAGACUGGGCCCUGAAUGGAAACACCAUCUCACUGGACGAAGACACUGUGAUCGAUGUCCCUCAGCCAUUUGACCAGACUGAGAGAUACUGUGCCUCUCUGGGUCACAAGGCAAACCACUCCUUUACCCCCAACUGCAAAUAUGACCCGUUUGUCCAUCCUCGUUUUGGGCCAAUCAAGUGCAUCCGAACAUUGAGGGCCGUGCAGAAGGAGGAGGAGUUAACUGUAGCUUAUGGCUAUGAUCAUGGGCUGACUGGGACGAAUGGUCCAGAGGCUCCUGAUUGGUACAAGCAGCAAUUGGAAGUGUUUCAGCAGAGACAGGCUGCUGCCACUGGCCAAUGAGAAUGCAGACGAAUACCUCUAGAAAAUAAAAUAACCUCUACCUGUGCUAAAACCUUACAAUACUCCUGGAGAUUUAUCACACUUGAUAUCCUGUGCAGCUCAUAGAUAUUUUGACAAUAUAUUAUGCUCCUGUAUGUGGUAUUCAUGUGGAAUACUGCUUUAGCAAUUCGGUAUGAUUGGAGGCCUUGGAGGUCCAGGGCAACACAAGAACUAUGCAAGAAACCAAAUGUUAUGAGACAUGUCAGUAGCUGGAUGUGCUGAUAUGCCCAUUUGUUUCACUGUACUCUUCAUCACAUAUUACACAUAUAGGAAGGAUUUACCUGCCGAUUGGUGCUGACAAAUUAAUUUCAUUCAGUUUUCUUCACAUAACUCCAUGCCAAUAGUUUUACGCAGCAGCUGCAGUUAACAGGGCUCCCCUUGAGGUGUAGAAAUUAACAACACUGUUUGUAUGACAUAAUAUUUAUCAUAACUGUUUAAACUGUUAAGCUUACACAUUUGAAUUUAUUCAGCUGGUUCCAUGCAGACAAAACUGUGCAAAAGUUUUAGACACUUCAGGUGUAAAUUUUUCUCUGCCAUCAGUCCCAUCAGGAGGUGUUUGAUGUUGUCAGAUUCAUUGGACAGCAUCGCAACAAGCCCAAACCGUCAUACAGAACCACGUUCAGAGGUCAAAAGGAUAAGGAGUCCUGGAUGUUGGUGUAAAGACAAAUGGUGGUCACACCAAAUGUUGAUUUGAUUCAGGUUUUUCUUUUUAAAGUGUGUAAAACAUUUGCACAAAAAAUUAAAAGUGUCACUUUGAAGGUAUAUACACUUAGGCUUACACAACACUUAUGUUAUAUACAGUAUAUAUUACGGUAACUAUUUAUAAUAUCUGAAAUUGGUAAUGUAUUGUAUUAUCUGGCAGUACUACAUUAUAUACUCUAUGUUGGCCUAUUUCACUUUUCUAACCCAAUUGUCUGUGUUCAGACCCUUCAAAAAUAAAGUCAGAGAUAAAGAAAAUGUAUCUGCAUACCUCA